AUGGUUUCUGGCGUUAUGGCCAACUCGAUCCUGAUUACAUUGGAAUUUGGGCACGACUCGAUCGGAGACAGCGGAGUUCAGACACUGUCAAACGCACUCAAAACCAACUCGACUUUGACCACUUUGAUCCUGGCUGAGAACUCAAUCGGAUCCAACGGAGCUCAGGCGCUGGCUGAGGCGCUCAAGACCAACUCGACUCUGACCACUCUUUUCUUGAGGGACAGCUCGAUCGGAGACAACGGAGUUCAGGCGCUGUCCGUGGCACUUAUGAUCAACUCGACUCUGACUACUUUGAACAUUUCGGGAAACUCGAUCGGAGACAACGGAGCUCAGGCGCUGUCCGAGGCACUCAAGACCAACUCGACUCUGAUCACUUUGAACUUGUACAACAACUCAAUCAGACCCAACGGAGUUCAGGCGCUAUCUGAAGCACUCAAGACCAACUCGACUUUGACCACUUUGACCCUAGGUGGGAACUUGAUCGGAUCCAACGGAGUUGAGGCACUGUCUGAGGCGCUCAAGACCAACUCGACUCUGACCGCUUUGAACUUGAAUAGCAACUCGGUCGGACCCAACGAAGCUCUGGCUCUGUCUGAGGCGCUCAAGAUCAACUCAACUCUGACAACUUUGGACUUACACCACAACUCGAUCGGAUCCAACGGAGCUCAGGCGCUGGCUGAUGCACUCAAGACCAACUCGACUCUUACUACUUUGGAAUUGUUGGACAACUCGAUCGGAGACAACGGAGCUCAGGCGCUGUCUGAGGCACUUAAGAUCAACUCGAAUCUGACCAAUUUGGACUUGAUGUGCAACUGGAUCGGAGACAAUGGAGCUCAGGCACUGUCUGAGGCACUCAGGGCCAACUCAAGUCUGACCACUUUGGACUUGCAGGGCAACUUGAUCGGAGACAAUGGAGCUCAGGCGCUGUCUGAGGUACUCAAGACCAAUUCGACUGUGACCAUUACGGGCAUCGUGUUUUAG
This is a messenger RNA of Linnemannia hyalina, 981 nucleotides long. Lineage: Eukaryota; Fungi; Mortierellomycota; Mortierellomycetes; Mortierellales; Mortierellaceae. The record is from the annotation of a GenBank genome assembly.